Molecule: messenger RNA, 3124 nt
Organism: Salvia hispanica
Lineage: Eukaryota; Viridiplantae; Streptophyta; Magnoliopsida; Lamiales; Lamiaceae
Source: RefSeq, a predicted model, not a curated record
UGCAUAUAUUUCUAAUAGAAUGUACAGUCAUACUUGUGAGUCCAAUGCUAUAGAAUAAGGAAACACAUAGGAUUUUUAAAAGUUAAUGUAUAGGCUGAAAAAAAUUAUUUUCCAUUCCAAUCUCAAAAUUGUUAUGGUUUUGCUGCUCACUGAAUGGUCUGUUAUUGUAGUGAUAAGACUGUUUAAACCCUUUUACGGGAUAUUAAUUUUUUAAUUGCCGACAGCAUACUAUGAUAACAGUUGAGUGCAGCUAUGCCUCUCAUUCAAGGUAUCACAAUCCUCCUAACCAUACAAGCUUCCUAUGUGAUUUGUUAUGAUUUGCGUGAUUAAGGUUCUAUACCAUUAAAUGCUAGUUUUAUAUCUGAAAUGUGUUAGCUUGAGUGAAAAUUUGGUUUGGUCAUCUCACUUCUCAAAUUAAACAUUCACCUAUAGUGCCUCCAAUUGGGUAGUUUUGUCGUGCCUUCUGUUUGCAAGUCAAUGCUUAAGGUAUGCCCUAUUCAUGCAUUUCCUGUUUCGUGAAUCCCAAUGUUAUUUUCUUGAUGUUCCUUCAGUUUAUAUGUUCAGCUGGUGAGUGUUGUCAUGCCUGUGCUGCAAUCUCUUAUUGCUUUGAUAUUUUUGUUUUUGUGGCUUAUUCAUGCAGGUGUACCUCAUUAUCCUUCUCCUUAUGCACAAAUGCUUCGGCCAGCAUUUCCUCCACGUCCAUUGGUUGGUGUUAUGCCAUCAUUGGCACGCCCUCCAGUUAUUGGAAUUCGUGGUCCAAUUGUUCCUCCCGUUGUUAGACCCAUUACACCAAAUGCCACAUCUUCAGAGGAUCCACAGACAACUGUUUAUGUUGGGAAGAUAUCAUCAACCGUGGAAAAUGAUUUCAUGUUGUCUCUCCUGCAGCUCUGUGGGCCUGUAAAGAAUUGGAAACGUCCACAAGACCCCACCGGUACUUUAAAAGGUUUUGGAUUUUGUGAAUUUGAGUCUGCAGAAGGAGUUCUUCGGGCAUUGCGACUACUCAAUAAGCUAAGAGUUGAUGGACAGGAGUUGUUGUUAAAUGUUAAUCAAACAACUCGGAAAUAUCUUGAGCGUUAUGUUGACAAAAAGAUCGAAGGUUCUAAGGCCAAGGAAACUGCAACUGAUGGUUCUGACAAAGAGGAAGAAAGAGAGUCAAGCAUUGAUACUGAAAAAGUUGUUAAGUCGACUGAAGAGUCUCUAAAGCCUUCAUCAGAUGAACCAAAAAAGGAUAACAGUGAGAUAAAUAAGGACAAUUUGGAUGCUGGAAGUUUUGGCCUUGUAACUGAUGCAGAUCGUGAUGCAGAUCGUGAUGCUUCUGAGAAGCUCACAGGUAUGAUAGAGGAACGACUUAAGAACAAACCACUUCCUCCUCCACCCCCACCCCCACAAACACUUAUUGAUGGACCUGGAAAGUCAAACUCAGAGCAACCUUCUGGGUCAAAGGACAGGGAAUCAGAAGAUGGGGUGAAGAAUGACACAGAAGACAAAAAUGAGGAUGAUAAGACUGCUGAGAGCAAACCUUCUAGUGAACCGGAUAGAGCUGGAACAGGUUCUCCCGAUAAGAGUAGAAGACAUGAUAGGUACAGGGAUCGAGACCGUGACCCAAGACGAGAAAGAGAAAGAGAACUUGAAAGAUACGAGAGAGAGCGGGAGCAUGAUCGGGCAAAGAGGGAGAAGGAUAGAGAAAAUAGGAAUCGCGAAGAUGAACGGAGGUAUAAAGCACGUGAAAAAGAGUGGGAAUCAAGAGAAAAAGAGAAGGAGCAUUGGCGGAAGAGAGAGCGAGAAAGAGAGAAAGAUAGGGCGUAUGAAAGGAAAUGGGAAGUUGUGGACCAAGAACGUGAUGGUGAUGAUGGAUAUGGAAAGAAGAGGAAAUGCAAGGUAAGCGAUGAAGAGAGAAAAAGAAGACAGAGGGAGAAGGAAGAGGACCUGGCUGACAGAGUGAGAGAGGAGGAAGAAAUUGCAGAAGCUAAAAUAAGAGCUGAAGAAGAACAGAAGAAACAGCUGGAGGCUGAGAAAGCAGGAAGUGUUCCACCAGCUAAUGGAUUUGAGAAAGCUACCUUGCCAAAUGAAAUUAAUGCUGAAAACCAGCCUACUGAUCAGACCUUUGAGCUCAAACCAAGUCCCGAGACUUAUGAAGUUACAGCUGAAGGGAUUCUGCAGAAUGGCACCAGUGAUUCAUCUAAUUCUGCCUCAGAUGUUCGGCAAAAUAACAAUGUGCCAACUAAAAAGUUGGGUUUCGGGCUUUCAGGGUUGGGAAAGCGAGCUACUGUGCCUUCAUUUUUUAACGAGGACGAGGAUGAGGAUGCACACAAGGAAAAGAAGAUGAGACCUCUAGUUCCAAUUGAUUACUCAACUGAGGAACAGGAAGCUAUUCAAUCUUCCAUGUCUGAAGCCCCAUCAUCCAAUAUGGCUGCCGCAGCAGAAUUCGUGAAGCGUAUUUCAACUGUUAAUCCAAGAGAACUUGACGGAGAAAAAGAAAAAAGUAGGCAUUCUCAUGAGAGAUCUGGACAGCGAAACCGUGAUAGACAUGAGGAAGAGAACAAUAGCAUCCGUGAGGAGAGCAGAAGAGAUCAUUUUGAAAGAGAAAGAUCAAAUAAAACAAAGACCCCAGAAAACCAGAAGCUUCUGGAUGCUAAGCAAUUGAUUGACACUAUCCCAAAGACCAAAGAUGAGCUGUUCUCCUAUGAGAUCAACUGGGCGAUCUAUGAUCAGAAUGUGCUGCACGAAAGAAUGAGACCAUGGGUAUCAAAGAAGAUAACAGACUUUUUGGGUGAGGAAGAGGUCACACUUGUGGACUAUAUUGUUUCUAGCACUCAGGAUCAUGUAGAGGCAGGUGAGAUGCUUGAGAGGCUCCAAACUAUCUUGGAUGAUGAAGCUGAAAUGUUUGUACUCAAGAUGUGGAGAAUGCUUAUCUUUGAGAUCAAGAAGGUAGAGACUGGCCUGACUCCGAAGCCCAGGGGCUGAGUGAAUUAAAGACGAAUAUAACGUGUUGGUUUAAUCAAACUUAUAUUCCCAUUUGUCCUUAUAUUAGAGAUAGAUGGAGUAAUUUGCAAAUUUUCUGUAUUUUUUUUUACCUUUGAUGCAGUUUCUCAAUCAUCUUAUGCCUCUUCGCAUAUUUUUACCA